Naegleria lovaniensis is the source of this 1113-nucleotide messenger RNA. RefSeq lists its product as uncharacterized. The transcript has a single exon. The record is from RefSeq and is a predicted model, not a curated record. Bases 1 to 1113 code for a protein of 370 amino acids. NCBI's taxonomy places the organism in Eukaryota, Heterolobosea, Eutetramitea, Acrasida, Naegleriidae.
AUGAUACAAUCUGAUCGUCAACCGGAAACAUUUAUCGAGUUUUUGUCAUGUCUUCACAGGGCAACUCAACACCAUUCAUUCACGAGCGCAACAACAACAAUCAAAUCAUUAAAUUCAACACCACCAAAUCCAUCCGUGCGAAUCGAUCGAAUGAAAUAUAUUCAUGAUAUUCAACAUUGUACUCUUUUCAAACAAUUGUUUCGGCCGGCUAGUUCUACAUCCCAACAACAUUCUCUUCGAUUUAUUUAUGAUUUAUAUUUCUUGUCCCUAGGCUUGAGGCAAUGUGUCUUGUUGGAUUACAUGAUGUUUGCAAAGGAAGAAAAAUUAUGUCAAUUAUUAGUUGAUUUUUCAAAAGAAUGGAAUCAACAAUCAUUAGAUCAUACGACACGACUAGGAUUGAUGAAAAUUGAGUUUGUGACAUUGUUGGGAGGGAAUUGGGAAGAGAUGACAUUCACCUAUUUGAUUAAUGAGAAGCAAUUACGAACCAGAGCUGAACAAAUAAUUUCACACGAAAGACUAAUGCCGAUAGAGAAACGAUUGUUUGUCAAUAUUGACUGCUUAGAAGCCGAAAAUACACCUGUUCCAUGUAUAGAGUCAUCUCAUCGGUUGAAUGACAUUGAUGCAUUCUCGAAACAAAUAUUUAAGGAAAUUUGUCUACGAGUAUUUGGCAAUUGUGACCAUCAGUCACAAAACCCUCAAGGUUCAACAAGUGUUGAUUUAAAAUUCCUGAAGGAAUCCUUUGAAAGCAACAUACUUUCAUUCAUUCCGUUUGAUGCUACCAUGAUGAAUGCUCUGCUACUGAACUAUCCAAUUAUUCUCUUUUAUGGCUCUCGCUUUAACACGUUGAGUGACAAAACGGACUUUGUGGCAAAUCAUUGCUUGAAUCAUUUAAAUCUUCAACGGUAUUCCUUGCACUCCUCACUAUUGGUGGAUGAUCCAUAUAUUUUGCAAUUUGUAAUUCCAACCGAGUUGUACGAAGAAAAUCGUUCUGUAUUCGACAGCUGCAUUGCUUCAUGGCUUGAAAAUGUAAAGACCUGUGUGAAUAGCACACACGAAAGAAAUGCUCUAUACUUGAAAAUUGAAUCUGUGAGCCAUGAUAAUAUUGUUCUCUAA